AUUGAAUGUUUUAUGUCUAGAAUGUUGUGGGUGAUCAUCCGAGUAUUUACAAAUUUAUCAAAGACAUCAUAAGAGAAGAACAAAAUACAGCUGUAGUUUCAAAUCAAAUGCUUGCUGGUACACAAACUAAACGAAAAAAAUAAGAAAAAACAGAUGAUCGAAUAAAAAAUAUGGUAAAAGAUUUUAACGUUGUUUCACGUGAAUACUAUUUUAAAAUGGCUAGAUCCCUCUUCAACUUUUAAUUGUUUGAUUCACUACCAUUAACUGUAAAAUGAUAUUUAUCUGUGCUCUUUCCUUUACUGGUAUAUAAUUCACGUUUUCCAUAAACAUUUAUACUUAGCUUCGGUUUCAAGAAAAACUUCAUUUUGCGCGUAAGUGUCGGGGCGGUAGUAUCAAGCGCGGAAAUGUCUCUGCAUGGAAACGUCUUUGCGCGCAAGUGUCGUGCGCGGAAGUGUUGCGCGCAGAAAUGUCGUGAAAAAUUAAUACUGCAAAAUCAGCCAAUUUUUUUCAAUUUUUUCUUUGUUUUUUAUAUUCCAAACUAUUUUUUCAGAUUCGGCAUGGAAAACUGAGUCUAGAGAGUUCAUUUCUGAUGCUAUUCAAAUAUAAUAUGAUCAUAACUCUUUAAACCUGAAGGUGAGGUGGUCAUGGUGUAAAAGUCUCGGAGGAUCACCAUUUUGCAAAGCUAUCUAGUUUUUUCUGUUAAGAGAUAUAGCUGACUUUCAUAUCUCAUUAGAACCGCCAGACAUUGCGCUUCAAAAGUUUAAUCUUGAUUCUUCAAGAUUUUAUUUCGUUACAGAGAAAAGUCACUUUUAUUCAAACGCAUGUCAGAAGCGGGGACCUCGUUUUCUAUUACCUGCUUGACUUUUGACUCCAGUUCCGUGUUAAUGCACCCAAAUAGGUAAAAACUCACCAGGAAUUCAAUGGACAUACUCGGAAAACCUCUAAGCCAUGUAAGUCAUUGGCCUCUUUUUGAUUCGAAUGGUGGUUGGCGAGCCACAGCUGUGGACAUUUUGUCAAGAAGAUUCAUUCGAAAUAUUGUGAGGAAAUUUUGAACGAUCGUGAAAAUUACAAUGUUUUGAACAGAUCUCAUUUUGAAAAAAGGUUAAUAACUGUGAUUCGUCAACUAGAUCUCGAAUUAAACAAAGACCAACGGAUCACAUGACUUCGUUCGACUCUUAGAUAUUUGUUACAAACAGAACUGUCUGUCUUUUCUUUGCCUGAUAAUAACACAUAAGUUUUCUAAAAGCUUUCUCGAAAUGAAAAUGAGCUCUGUAUGCUUCUAAUUCUAUUUUUCAGCUCCUAAGAGACUCUCUAAACAUGAAUAGUAUCAAUUAAUUUGUUUCAGAUCAGUCGUUGUCCUUUUUUUGCUGUUGUUUGCAUCGUUCAGCAUGCCCAAACUAUCUAAAAGUCGUUCUCACUCUUGUAACGUUGGCCUUACAACUCAACGUUGGUUCGACAAACAUGUUCGACAAAAUAAAGAGAGCUCGAUCGAAACGGAGGAAGAACACGUUAAAAUACAUAAUGAAUCAGCUGAUGAGCCGUUGACUUUCAAUAAAAAAAUAGUUUUAAAUGAUAUAGCUGGUCUCUGUCUACUGUGUAAAAGUAAAUGUGACUCCAAAUUCAUUAGUGUAUUACUAUACAUGACCUUACGAGAUUUCGGUAUUACGUGGCGUGAUUGUGAUGUGUUCUUGAAACAAAUCGGUGCAACGUCAAAUCAGACAUCAUAGAAAUGGACAGACGUUUUUAUGUCAGGAGAUUUUGAACAAUUUCUGUGGCGAGAAUCGAGGUGGAAACCGUGGCGAUGAAUUCUUUUUCCGAGCUUGAAAUAGAAGCCAAAACAUUUGCACUUGGACAUUGUGCAAGGAAGUCAGCCAAUCUCACUGCUUUGGAUUUAGUCAUUUUUGUUGAUCAGAAGUGCUACGAAGUAACUGAUACAAUUAAAGAUAACAACGCUAAUCUUGUGCGAUCUCAACAGUCGUGUCGUUUGGACCUUCGUCGAUGGGGAACUCGUUUUGAAUCAAAUUGGCAACGGUCCUACUUUGAUGGGCACGAACGAGUACAUGUAGUUCAGGAUCGCCAAAGCUUCAUCAAGUACCUUAUCGAUUGAAAAGAUCAUUAUUAUACCAUACCAGACGAUGAAAAACCGUUGUGGAAAAUGCCAAAACAAAAUCUGCCAUGUGUUUUAUUGAAUAAAGGAGAUGUCUUAUGCAAAAUUAAGCUAUUUUAAUGUACAUUCGUGUCUCUUUUUAGUUCAUGGUGAAAGUACAUUUCGUUCAAGAGAAGUUUCUGCAAAACGAUGGAUUUUCGAUGAUCAGGCACCCUUUUUUUCAAAAGGACGAGGACGAUCCAAUAUGAUCAGUGAUUUUCUAGUAAUGAAUCUAUCCAGGCCAUUUUUCACAUUGAAUGAAGCGGAGUAUAAGCGAGCUUUAAAAAUGUAUCCAGAGUUGGCGGCUGACACUGAUAUCAAUUACGUUGAAAGAAGUGUUACCGGAUGCAUAAACGUAGGUUACGAUUCGUAUUUUGAUAAUUCCACGAUACUGGAUCAGUUUGAACGUUUGUUUAAAUUAUUACAAUUUAAAAAAGAAUUUAAAGAUCAUGAAAUCGAGAUUGUCGUCGAUAAUGCCCCAACACACACCGCUAGAGCCUAUUCAUUACAAGACUUUGGAAAAUCGAUCGGCACUCGCUGCCCAGUUGAUAAAAUUAAAUACGUUGAUCAGCAAGGUGUAAAACAAACUGUCGAUGAUUUUUCAAAAGUGGCAGGAACAAACGUCAAAGUAAAGGUUUAG
Molecule: messenger RNA, 2786 nt
Organism: Didymodactylos carnosus
Lineage: Eukaryota; Metazoa; Rotifera; Eurotatoria; Philodinida; Philodinidae
Source: the annotation of a GenBank genome assembly